Messenger RNA from Rhipicephalus sanguineus (brown dog tick), 2333 nucleotides. RefSeq names its product TAF6-like RNA polymerase II p300/CBP-associated factor-associated factor 65 kDa subunit 6L. Gene Ontology annotation, biological process: RNA polymerase II preinitiation complex assembly; transcription initiation at RNA polymerase II promoter. NCBI's taxonomy places the organism in Eukaryota, Metazoa, Arthropoda, Arachnida, Ixodida, Ixodidae. The coding region runs from base 300 to 2144 and encodes 614 amino acids. Gene Ontology annotation, cellular component: SAGA complex; SLIK (SAGA-like) complex; transcription factor TFIID complex. The transcript is spliced from 14 exons. Gene Ontology annotation, molecular function: protein heterodimerization activity; transcription coactivator activity; RNA polymerase II general transcription initiation factor activity. The record is from RefSeq and is a predicted model, not a curated record.
UGGAGUUUAGUGGUUUAGUCGCGCUUUUCGCAGAAUUGUAGCGAUAAGAUCGGGGAUAAGAUGAGUUGCGUAACUUAGCAGCACCGUCUCCUAACUAGGUACGAGUAUGCACAGUCCGGAAACGUUGAGACCUUGAAGUUAAAAGUCAAACCAUAGUCGAACUGUCGGACUACGUGCCUGCCUCGGGGCGUUUUGGCGUCCUUCCUGUCGUACGGUGCCGGUGUCGCGCACACGCGCGACAUUGAAAGCUUGACUCACCGAGUAGUGUUUGACGCAACAGAAAGCAAAAUCUUUCAAGCAUGGCUUCCAAGCGUAACCUGAAAGGAACUACACCGGGAAAGAAGCCAGAGGAGAAGCGAUACAGCCAGUUUCCAAGGGACUCCAUUAGCUUGUUUGCAGAGUCCAGCGGAAUAACUGGCGUUUCCGAUCAAGCCCUCAGCCUCCUCACUGAGGAUGUCAAUUAUAGACUUCGUGAGCUAGCCCAGAACUGUGGCCAGUUCAUGCGGCACGCUAAAAGGCGCAAGCUAACUUGCAAUGAUAUGGAGCGGGCGCUACAUUGGAGUGAUUCACAGCCCUCUUACGGAUGCAGUGGAGAUGAGCCGCUUCCGUUUCGGCACAUCCGAGAGGCUGAUGUCUUCUGCAUGGACGACAGCAUUGUGGACUUGGCAGAUGAGUUGGACUCACCUCUUCAGCUUGACCUGCCACCAGAGCCAACUGUCCAUGGACGCUGGUUGGUUGUGGAAGGCGUGGCACUUGAACCAGACCUCGACAAGCCUAUGCCUGCAGUCCAAGAAACAGAUGGCAGCAAAGCUAUUCACACGGACGUCAAUGCCACCCACAUGCAGUACUACGAGGAGAUUACCAAGGCUCUGCUGGGCAGUGACAAGCAGCUUGUCGACGUUGCCUUGGAGGAUCUGGCCAGUAACCCCUGCCUGAGCCCACUGCUCCCAUACUUGGUGCACUUUGUCUCGCUUGGGGUUCGCAAGCUUAGUCAUGACCUUGCCAGCCUGGACCGGUUACUGCAUGCCAUUGGUGCCCUGGCCCAGAACACUUCGCUGAAUUUGGAUACCCUGCCCUACCCGACAAUGGUGGUGCAAGCACUUCUUUUCUGCCUGCUGGAGCCACUGGCUGCCGCCAUCAACCCAGCCAAUGACCACUGGGCGUUGAGGGAUAAUGCAGCACAGCUGCUUGCUGCCUUGCUCAGGUUUUGGGCAGACCGUGUGGCAGGCCUUGAAAACCAGGUGUUGGACGCACUGGGGGAGUGCGUGAGGGACCCCUCAUUGAAGCCCCUGUGCGCCCAGUAUGGGGCUGUGUCGGGACUGACUGCUCUGGGUGUGGAGGCACUGCAGCUGGUUCUGGGGCCGCAUCUGGGAGCCUACUGGGGCCACCUGGAGGCCGUUCUCGCCGACUGUAGGCCAGCCAAUGCACAGGCCCAGGCAGAUGCCACUAGAGUACACGGGGCACUCCUGUUGGCGGCCGAGAAGCUCGUGAAGGAGCAGCGUCGCGUGAUGACCAAGAGCGAGUUGCCCGGUGCCUCUUACGAUCUCCUGUACGACUGUUUUGGGGACGCACUGGCAUCGAGGCUGCCUCUGCUGUAUGGAGUGGCCCAGCACCUCUACACACCACGGCAGGCCCCGCUGAAAGCAGCAUGUGGACAAGGCAGCCCUACGGGUGAGCAGUUGCUUGAGGCCUUCUACGAGGAAGAGCGCAGCCCCUCCGCGGCGGACGAGGACAACAACUCGGAAGAGAGCAACCUCAGUGGGCCACCACCCAACAUCCACCCCCAGGUCAAGAGCACCAUAUCAGACCCUGCAAGAGGAAUCCGCCUGACCAUUGCACUACGAAGGCCUCCAAGUGAAUCAAAGCAGCCACGCAAGAAGCGCCCCCCGGGGGCAAGUCCACACCGUGAGCCCCCCUUUGAGGGGGUUCCUUGGACACCCCCGCCACGCCGAGCAACCAUCAACAUCUGUUUCGAAGGUGCAAUGCCGGUGGUCCGCCCGACACCGGAUCCACCGGCACCGGCCGAGGGGGAGUGGCGCACAGCCCAGCUGAGUCGGCGCAUGGGACGAGUGGGGCGGGGAGCACGAAGACGCAGAGCGUACCGAGACAGACACACCGGUGCCGGCAUCGACGCAAUCCUUUGAGCAAAGCAUGGCUCUUCUGCAAGCAGCUGAGUUUCACGAGGAAAAGGUGACACUUGGAGAAGGCACCAGGGCAGCUGCGGAUCCUGAAAGCGGAGCCGGCAAGCUGGCCUUGCACGUCCACUGCUCGUUUUCCAGGCAAAGGAUGCGGCUUCCGGAAACCACCAACAAUUGGCCGCCUGUGAUUAAGAC